AUGCUCUCGAAGUACAUCUUUUUAUGCUUUCUAGUGGCCUCGGCUACUGCUGCCCAUAGCUCCAUCUAUGAAUUCUACGGUAAAGACGCCUACCAGUACCAUGGAUGCACGGGAUUUCUCCUGCUGGCGGCCACUUUUUGCACUGGCAAGAAGGGCAAGCACGAUACUUCGUGUUUUUGCAAAAACGAUAAUGCUGUGGCGUCCGUUGUUGGAUGCAUGGACGACAUUGGCAAGUUGAAUAAAGGCGCCAUGAAGUACCUUAUCAAAUCGUGCAACGAGUACAACAUCCCAUUGACUUUUGAGGAUUUGGAGAAAUACAACAAGAUGUACCAUGAAAAGGCCAAGUUUCCUAGUGAGAUCGAGGGCUUCAACAAGACAAAAGCGGUGGAUGUACCUAUCAAGGCUAACGUCUCGCUUGCUGCAAGCUACUAUGAGUCGUACUAUAUCUUUCUCGGGAAUUUCGACAGAGCCAUGUACUACGGAGCAGGUGCUCUAGGCUACUGGGCAUUGGUGUUUCUUAUGGCUAUUGUUGCAAACUGGGCUGUGGUGAUAUUUCCAUCCUUGAGAACCACCUUCAACGGACGUCUUUCCAAGCUUUGGAGAAAACACAUCACUUUGCCUGCUUUGGUGAGAAAGAAGAAGAACGAUCACCAGACGAACCUCGGUUUGUUCAACUGCCUCGUGCCUUCGAGAAUGGAAUCGCUUAUUGUGUUUGGCUUCUUCUGGCUUGUCUUUGGAUCUUGUUUUGGACAAAUAAGAGUGGUCCCCAAUGACCCCGUUUUCCCUCAAAGCUCUAUUGCUAUAAUGAGAGUAGUUGCAGACAGAACCGGUAUCAUGGGUACGGUGCUUCUUCCGUUGCUUUUCCUCAUUGGAGGUCGUAACAACUUUUUGCAAUGGUUGACCAGAUGGAAGUUCUCCACCUUUAUCAUGUACCACAGAUGGGUGGCCAGAAUCAUUGUGUUGCUUGUGUUCAUCCACUCUGUGCUUUACUCGGCCAUCUACGUCAAACAAGGAAGGUAUGCCAGAAGCAUGAAGAAAUUGUACAUUCAGUACGGUAUUUUGGCAACCUCUUGCGGUGGUCUCAUCUGCUUUCAGGGUUUGUUGCUCUUGAGAAGAAAGGCUUACGAGGUCUUCUUGGUGGUCCAUAUUCUUCUUGCAGUCGGUUGGGUCGUUGGAGCCUGGUACCAUCUUGAAAAAUUCGGAUACUUGCCUAUUAUCUACGCCACGAUCGCCGUCUGGGCAUUUGACAGAUUCAUCAGAGUCGCCAGAAUGCUCUGGUUUGGAUUCCCUAAAGCCCAGGUUACGCUUGUGGAAGACGAGACUUUGAGAGUUGUGGUUCCCAAACCCAAGCACUGGAAGUCCGUUCCUGGUGGCCAUGCCUGGCUUUACUUCUGCCGUAGCUGGUACUUCUGGCAGUCUCAUCCAUUCACGUUUUUGGAGUCCACUACUGACGAUAGCAGUAUUGUGUUUUUGUGCAAGGUGAAGAAAGGUCUCACCGAGAAGAUUGGCAAGAAAUUGGCCCUAGUUCCUGGAAAAACCUUCUCCUGUCGUGUCAGCGUGGAGGGUUCUUACGGUGAAUCCUGCCCUGUUUCCAAACACAGCAGUGCUGUUUUCCUCGCUGGUGGUAACGGUAUUCCAGGUAUCUACUCUGAGAUCUACGACUUGGCCAAGCGUUCUGUGAACAAUACUAAACAAAUGCUCAAGCUUGUGUGGAUCAUUCGAGAGCCAAAAAGCUUUGCCUGGAUGUUCGAGGAAAUGGAGGCUUUACGUCAUACCAAGAUUCAGACCACCAUUUAUAUUACCAGGCCGGAUUUGUCCAACAACGAGGAUCUCUUGUCGAUGCUCAGCAGAAGGCUUGAAACAGCCUCUUCUUCUGAAGAGCUGGACAAAAAAUUGGAGAAGGAGGAGUACAUCUACGAAACCGACAGUCUUGUUCUGCGUUUGAGAGAGCAAUUCCCACACAUCAACUUUGAAACAGGCAGACCUUCCAUCAGCAAUAUCGUUCAAAGCGAAAUCGACGAGUGCAGCAACAGCGCCGCUUUCAUCAGUUGUGGACAUCCUGCCAUGGUGGACGAUUUGAGGAAGUCUGUGGUCGAGAAGAUUGACUCCACCAACAAGAGAAUCGACUUCUACGAGCAGCUCCAGGUGUGGGCAUAA
Molecule: messenger RNA, 2157 nt
Organism: Candidozyma duobushaemuli
Lineage: Eukaryota; Fungi; Ascomycota; Pichiomycetes; Serinales; Metschnikowiaceae
Exons: 1
Coding region: 1-2157 (718 amino acids)
Biological process (GO): copper ion import; iron ion transport; intracellular iron ion homeostasis
Cellular component (GO): plasma membrane
Molecular function (GO): ferric-chelate reductase activity
Source: RefSeq, a predicted model, not a curated record